Molecule: messenger RNA, 880 nt
Organism: Lemur catta (Ring-tailed lemur)
Lineage: Eukaryota; Metazoa; Chordata; Mammalia; Primates; Lemuridae
Gene: AURKAIP1
Product: aurora kinase A interacting protein 1
Exons: 4
Coding region: 213-812 (199 amino acids)
Biological process (GO): mRNA processing
Cellular component (GO): mitochondrion
Source: RefSeq, a predicted model, not a curated record
AGGCUGGGGCGGAGAGGGCGGGUCCUCUCACCUUGGGCCCGCGGGGCCUGCGCCGACGCGGAAUCGGGCGCCGGGAGGACGCCAGGGGGCGCUGGACGUCGGAACCGUCGGGCGGCCGUGCGGACGGGGGACCGGUUUGGGGACGGACCGGAAGCGCCUGAGCACGGCGGCGGAAUGCUCCCCUGAGCAGCUGGGGCUGCCACCCACAGACCAUGUUUCUGGCGCGCCUGACUUCUCAGCUGGUCAAGGCUGUCCCCUGGGCAGGCUGCAGUCGGCUCUGGCCUGUCUCAGGGGUGCUGAGCAGUCAUGCCCACAGGCCCCGAUACAGCAUGCAGCCAACGGGCCCAAGCAGGGCUGCCUCCCUCCCUGGCAAGGGAGCCCAGCUAGAGCUUGAGGAGAUGCUGGUGCCCAGGAAGUUGUCUGUUAGCCCCCUGGAGAGCUGGCUCACUGCCCGGUACCUCGUGCCCAGACUGGAUGCUGGGGCCCCUGGGACUGCGCCUUCAGCCCAAUUUUACGAGUGUCCACCUAGCCAGGUGGCGGAAGGGCCCACACAGGAGGGUGAGGGAGUCUGGGAUGCACCUCACAUGCAGUGCAAAAACGUGCUGAAGAUCCGCCGGCGGAAGAUGAACCACCACAAGUACCGCAAGCUGGUCAAGAGGACACGGUUCCUGCGGCGGAAGAUCCGGGAAAGACGCCUGAAACGGAAGCAGAUCAAGUUCGAGAGAGACCUGAGGCGCAUCUGGCUGAGGGCAGGCCUGAAGGAGCCUCCUGCGGGCUGGCAGACCCCCAAGAUCUACCUGAAGGGCAAAUGACUCUGCGUCCCUCUUCCCUGCCCCUGUUGCUGCUAGUGACCCAUUGUAAUAAAUGUUCAGAGGACUCA